CUUUGGAGUGUUCCGGCACAGCGAGUGGGUGGGGCAGCCGGUGGGGUCGCGGGUGCGGGCGGUUAAGGGAGGCGGCUUCGUGCACUUGCUUGCACCCUCGCCUGCCCUCUGGACCAAGGUGCUACCGCACCGCACGCAGAUCCUCUACCUGCCGGACAUCGCUCUCAUCAUCGCCCGCCUCGCCGUGACGCCCGGCGCUGUGGUGCUGGAGAGCGGCACCGGCAGCGGCAGCCUCUCGCACUCCCUCGCGCGCGCCGUGGCGCCCACCGGCCGCCUGCUCUCCUUCGAUUUCCACCACGCCCGCGCGGAGCAGGCGAGGGCGGAGUUUGAAGCCAACGGCAUAGCGGGCGUGGCCAGUGUGCAGGUGAGGGACAUCCAGGGCCACGGCUUCCCCCCUGAGCUGCACUCCUCCGCGCACGCCGCCUUCCUGGACCUGCCCUGCCCCUGGCUCGCGCUGCCCUCCGCCGCCGCGUGCCUGCUGCCGGGCGGGCGGCUGUGCUCCUUCUCGCCGUGCAUGGAGCAGGUGCAGCGCUGCUCCCAAGCCAUGCGCGCCCACGGCCUCACCGACAUUCGCACCGUGGAGCUGCUCAGCCGAAGCUACGAGGUGCGGGAGGAAGUCCUCACCGUGCCAAACCUGAGGCCAGCCUCGGAAGCUCCGAGCCUUGAGCCGCCAGGGGAGGGAGAGAAUGGGAGGGCCAGCGAGGGCGACGGGAGCCAGCAGAGCGACGGCCGGCCAGCGAAGCGCCGCCGCGAGGAGGAGGGUGGUGAGGAGGAGGGGGUUGGUGACAAGGACGGUGGGAUGGAGCAGAGCACAGCAGCGAGGGCGGAGGAGGAGCGACAAGACGGUGAUGCGACGGGAGAGGCAGGGGCAGCGGGCAGAGGGAGGAGGGAGAUGGGCAGGCGGCAGAGGGGAAUGUCGGAGAGCAUGGGUGAGGAGAGGAGGUACGUGGCAGCGAGGCCAGUGGCGGAGAGCAAGGGGCACACAGGGUACCUCACUUUCGCCGUCAAGCCCGUGUGA
This is a messenger RNA of Closterium sp. Naga37s-1, 1018 nucleotides long. The record is from the annotation of a GenBank genome assembly. Lineage: Eukaryota; Viridiplantae; Streptophyta; Zygnematophyceae; Desmidiales; Closteriaceae.